This is a messenger RNA of Eurytemora carolleeae, 3674 nucleotides long. RefSeq names its product Niemann-Pick C1 protein. Bases 120 to 3461 code for a protein of 1113 amino acids. The transcript is spliced from 38 exons. The record is from RefSeq and is a predicted model, not a curated record. Gene Ontology annotation, cellular component: membrane. NCBI's taxonomy places the organism in Eukaryota, Metazoa, Arthropoda, Copepoda, Calanoida, Temoridae.
UUCAGAUCUGUAUUUUGAGAUAGAAGGGAAGACACGCUGAAAAUGACAUAGUAUUUACUUUACAAGAACAUUUUAGUGAAUUAAUAACUUGGCGCCAAAACUAAUCUGUGAUAAAAAUAAUGAGUGAUAAAAGGGAUCCAAAGACCAUUGUAAAAAAAAGGAAAAAAAUGUGGUUUGAGAAUUUUUCCUUUGAGUUAAUUAGUGAAACCAUCGUUCACUCUAUGGAACUAUUUUUUUACUGGUAUGGAUCAAUUUUAGCCAGAUAUCCAAUCAGAAGUAUUUGCUUGACAUUAGUAAUUCCUGGUUUGUGCGCUAUUGGGUUGCUGCGGCUAGAACAGGAAAAUAAUCCAUAUAAAUUAUGGAUUCCUCAGGAUUCCGAUUAUAUCCGAAAUCAUGAGUGGCUGUGGCAAAAUUUUCCGGACGAUAUACGGUUUCAUUCCGUCAUAUUGACAGGGGACAAUGUGCUUACACCAGAAUACAUUCGAAAGUUGUACGAGGUGCAUGAAGCAAUGGUCAACGUAACAAGUUCCAAGGGGGAAAGAUGGUCUGAUAUUUGUUACAGGGUGCCAAUGGUGGAUCUUGAACCCAUACAAGAUUUGCUAAACGACAGCCUAUACGAAUAUGAAGAUUACGAAGACGACGUUGAAGAAAUCCCCGAAACUACGGAGCAAAUACAAGAUGGCGGCUCUGAAACGACAGCGGACAGUAUGUUUGAUAUAACAACCCAAAUCUCUGUCAUUGACAAUUCUACGCUCAUUUCAUCAAACAAUUCAGAAAAUCGUAUAAAGCGUGCGUCAGAAUUUGACCCCGCCAUCGACCUAUACCCUGAAGAUUACUGUCCUUUGAUCGAAGAUUUAACAACAUCUAUUUGUCUAGAAAAUAGUCUAUUAGAACUUUGGGGAAAGGCUGGUUACACACAAGAGACAAAAGAUAUCAUCUACGCACUUACACAAGAAGACAUUUUAAGAGCCAUUAAUACAGUGACGACAUCACCAGUUUAUGACAGAGCUCAGGAUUUUUCUAAAUAUCUUGGAGAUAUUUCAAGAAACUCCUCAGGGCACAUUAUAGGUGCUCGGGCAAUGUUCUUGAGAUUCUUUGGACAAGUAAAUACAACUGCCCUCACUGACAGUGAGGAUGUUGCAGUUACUAAAGGUAGUCCUGUAGAUGGAAAUACCCUGGCUUGGGAGGAUGCAAUAAUAGACGUUUUAUCAAAGUUAGCUGAUGGGGACAGUAGUCUGGUGUUCAAUGUUGCAAAAAGUUUCAGUGAUUUGUCUGCAGGGGCAAUAUACGGAGAUGCUCUGCUCUUUGGUAUUGGAACAUCAACAGUUUUUGUUUAUGUUCAAAUUAUGCUGGGAAAAUUCAACUUUGUUCAAACAAGGCCUGGACUCUCUAGUGUUGGUCUAGGCUGCUACGGUCUUGCCAUUCUUACUUCCUACGGAUUUUGUUCAGGAAUCGGAUUAGUUUUCUCCCCUCUACAUUCUGUUAUACCUUUUCUAAUUAUGGGAUUAGGUGUGGACGAUAUGUUUGUGAUCAUGCAGAGUUUGGAUAAUCUAGAUGCGAAAGGAGGCACAGCGCUUUGGAGUAUUGAGAGGAAAAUCGCGGAAACAAUGAAAUUAGGAGGCGUCGCGAUUACGAUUACUUCAUUUACUGAUUUAAUCGCGUUCGCUAUUGGAGCUAUAACAGUGUUACCAGCUUUAAAAUCCUUCUGUCUAUUUUGUGCGGUCGGGAUUGCGUCUGUAUAUUUCUACACUGCAACUAUUUUCGUAGCUUUUCUUUCUAUAGAUGAAAGGAGAAUAAGAGCGAAGAGAAACGGAAUGUGUCCCCUUAUCGUACACAAAGAUUGGACACCAAAUAAAAUAAGCCAGCGUGAAUUUGGACGUGAGUUGUUUGAGAAGCUUGGUUGGGUUCUUUCAAAUCCUUUUGUUCAAGCCUUUGUUCUCAUAGCAACAGCUGUUCUGGGAGGGUUCGGUAUCUACGGCUUGUCUGAGCUAAAGCAAGAGUUCAAUCCGAUCAAAUUUAUUCCACCAGAGUCUUAUCUUGCAGGAUGGUUUCACGCUAAUACAGAAUAUUUUCCUAAGGAAGGGGAGAGAGUUAUCGUUAAUAUCGGAGAUAUAGAUUACAAUAACGAACUGCAUAAACUAGAGAAUUUAGUUGGAGCGUUAGUAAAUGAGACAGAAAUCCUGUCAGCUGUAGAUUCAUGGUAUUUAGAGUUUAGAAAGUUUGCUGUUGGAAAGAAUCUGGUAGAGGAGAGUGAUUGGUUUAAUCUUUUCCAGGAAAACAGGGAGAAAUUCUACACAAUUCUUACACAGUUUCUUUUUAGUCCUGAUGGAGCACCUUACCGUCGGCGCUUUAACUUUGUAAACGAUCUUAUUUGUGGCGAGGCAGCACCCACAGUUUUGCUUUCCUCAAUAGAACUGACACACAGGCUGUUCACCUCGCCUUCAGAAUGGAUCCCGGCCAUGAACCGAAUAAAAGAAUUGGUUCGGGAAGCAAAUUUUAGUUCUAGAGCUUUCCCAACAGGGACAGAGUACGCUAGCUGGGAAACUGAUGAGGUUAUUGGAUAUGAAUUGUAUCAGAACAUGGGAAUCUCUCUCCUCUGUGUGUUUUUAACAGUGCUUCUCCUGAUUGCCAGCAUAAGAGCCUGUUUACUAGUUCUGGUCUGUGUGGUUCUAUCAUUGGUAAAUGUUGCUGGUUACAUGCAUUUCUGGGGACUAACCGUAGAUGUAAUAUCCUGUGUAAACCUUGAGAUUGCUAUAGGACUAACAGUGGACUAUAGUGCUCAUGUUGCUCAUACUUUUCUUAUACAAAAAGGGAGUAAAUCUGAAAGAAUGAGAAGCACACUGACUGAGAUCGGUCCAGCAGUUCUCAAUGGAGGGUUUAGCACCUUCCUUGCUUUCAUCUUUACUGUUGGAUCAAAGUCCCACGUGUUCAUCUCCUUUUUCAGGAUAUUUAUGCUUGUGGUUCUUUUUGGUUUAUACCACGGUCUGAUAUUUCUACCUGUGGCUCUAGCACUAAUUGGACCUGAACCCCACCAGAAAAGGAAAGAGGACGACGAUGAAAUGAAUACAGAGGAAGGAAAAAUAUCAACCAUUGGAAGAAGAGCCUCAAAAGAAAACCAGGUCGCAGCUUCAAUAAACUAUGCGUUCAGUUCUAAAGAAGAAUUCCAAUUAAAACCCGUGAACACAGAAAUAGAAGUUUAUGCAUAUCAUCAAAGAAACUCAAUGUGCGACACAAAAGCUAAAUCAGUGGACAAAAAUGAUGCCACCAGUAUAAAAACUGAGUCAUUAUCAGCUGCUGAUUUGCCAUCAUCAUCCGAAAAUCCAUCGAGAGCUGAUCCACUAACGAAAACCAAUUCACCGUCACCAGCUGAUUCGCCAAUGACAUCUGACUCACCAUCAACACCUGAUUCGCCAAUAACAGCUGACUCACUAUUAACAGCUGAUCCACAAAAAAAGAUCUGAAUCACAAACGACAGCUGACUCACCUUCGACAGCUAAAUCAUUAUUUGAAGCUGAACCAACUGCUCGUUUACCAUCUUCACCUGAUAAAACACAUUAACACUCAAUAGAAUGUGAAAUCCACAAAAGCUCAAUUUAGCAAAAAUGAAAAGUUCUUUGACUUACAGGGUGUCCCAAUAAACAUGGGAAUUCAGUGACGAAUUCGAUAUCGUCUUU